This is a messenger RNA of Opisthorchis viverrini, 1960 nucleotides long. RefSeq lists its product as hypothetical. Lineage: Eukaryota; Metazoa; Platyhelminthes; Trematoda; Opisthorchiida; Opisthorchiidae. Gene Ontology annotation, cellular component: nuclear membrane; nuclear pore nuclear basket; nuclear pore central transport channel. Bases 1 to 1824 code for a protein of 607 amino acids. The transcript is spliced from 9 exons. Gene Ontology annotation, biological process: regulation of DNA-templated transcription; nuclear pore organization; NLS-bearing protein import into nucleus. Gene Ontology annotation, molecular function: structural constituent of nuclear pore; phospholipid binding; single-stranded DNA binding. The record is from RefSeq and is a predicted model, not a curated record.
AUGUUCGGGAUAAUGUGUCACCUUUACACAACUUCAAUCUCCUUGGUGGAGUCUUUAACGGCGGAAGCUCGGCUUGCAUUGUUCCUUUUUCAGCCUUCUAAUUUAUCACCUGUACCUGCUGCUAUUUCGCUAACAUCUGACAUAGGUUCUCUUCGUUCAACUUUGAUCGCCUUAUUGAUCGCGCAUUUUUUCUCUUACUACGGGUUCGUAUUUGGUGGUCCAGUGAUAGGUAACUGUCAUGAAAUCAGAUCUUGUCCCGAAUACUGUACGUCAACAAUGGCAUUUUAUCCCCGUGCGUACACAACCAGCCCUGGGCUUGUGGGGCUUGUCCCAACUGUUUCAGAACCAAUGGCUCUAGGCUCGCCAACCACAAGCCCACAGGCUCCUGAAGCACAGUAUCUUCCAGGUUUUCUUCUAGGUGACAAUGUUCAACCCCCCAGUCACCCAACCACGAGUAGCGUGUUCACGGGUUCGCGACCUAUGCAACUGUCACCGAACCGUGUCUCGCCCAACACCGUUAGUUCGUCGAAGCCUACACAGCAGUCUUCGAACGGUUUCCUUCACCAAGCGGAUCGACUUUGCAAGCGUCACAACACGCCACCAACACAAAGUCUGUGGUCUAGUGGUCAGAAGCCGACCGCGCGCAUUGGUCAGCAAGUACCUGGUGUCCCCGAUACAUACACUGUUUCUGGUAUACGACACAGCACACCUAGUAGUGCGACUCCCAACAGUCGUUUGCUACUUCCUCCGAGUUCUCCUUCUACUGGCGCCAUGUGGAACCAGUCUGCCCGUCCGCUAACUGGCAUCCGCUCUCCCAUGGGGGCCAAUAAUCAGAACAGUUUUCUCACAUCUGACCAAUUGGCAGACGUGCUUCAAUCGCCAAGAAAUCUGGAUCCGGACCGUAUGUCGGAAGAUUGUUGGGUGACUGUAUUUGGCUUCCCAGCUGCACGGGCAUCUUUUAUACUAAGUCAGUUUGGACAAUUCGGUACGAUCGAAAAACACAUAGUAACCAAUGACGGAAACUGGAUGCACAUUAAGUAUCAGAAUAAACUUCAAGCUCGAUGUGCGUUAAAUCGAAAUGGCCGUGUUUUUGGUGAUAAUAUCAUGGUAGGAGUGAUACCGUGUACAGAUCAGGAUGUUAUGUCGGAACGAUUCAAGGGAGGAGCUCAAGCUGGAGAUUUCGAUAAUGACAGGGAAAAUUCUUUUGCGACGGGAUGGAAUUCUCCGGCCACCCCUUCUCGACCUGGCAGACAAGUAGGCUAUUUGGGUGCUACGUCAGGGCCUCUCAGGGAACGCGUCGAGAUUGGGCAAAGCGGUGCUGGAUUGCGAGACAAGAGUUGGUGCAACCAAAGUUUUACUUCUCCACUGGUAGUCAGUAAACCAGCUGGGAGCUGCGGUGUGGCUCGACACAGCUCAAUGCGUGCAUUGGCCGGUGAUGGUCGAAUGAUUAAUCAUUUAAACAGAACGACCAGUCUUUUGCGGGGUAUCUUGCGCGAAAUCAAACAUUCGUACAAUGGUCAAAUGGUAAGAUCGGCCACGUUUUUAUUUCCGAUCAUAAUCAUGCAGGUCUUCACAAAGACACCGGUCGUUCGGUUCAUUUUUGACGAAUUCCGUCAUAAUCAGAUGACUGACGCGCAAAACUGUGCCCGGGAACACGAGGCGAGGCUUCUGGCGGAGACUUACCUUGAUUAUUUAAAGAAUGUGAAAGAGCACCUGAGAUUAAUAGAAAAAUACAAAUCAAGGGAAAAAACCACCGAAGAGGCUGCUGGGUUGGUGGGGCUUGAGCUCCCCGGAAAAGGCGGAGCGGAGGAUCCCAAGGCCUGAUCACUGUAACUCUUUGUCAAUACAUUUUGCUAUUGUAUUGAGCUGUAUGUUGUUUGUGCCUUCGUAGAUAGUGCCUAUACAAUAAACGAAGGAAGGAGUGACAUUAUGAAUUGACGUUUUAUCUGUCAUGUGUUAG